AUGGAUGUUCUACUCUAUGCUGUAUUUGACUGGCUGGAAGGCCACCGAGAAGUGGUUGCCAUCGACGGCGACAUCAACAUGUUAACCGUGGUGUCCGACUACAAAGACUUCCUCUUGUUCGCCGUCGAUCCGCUCGAGACCCCCGUCCUCGUGCUCAUUGGGGUGUACAUCCUCUUGUACGCUUCGUUCGUGUCUUAUAACCUUGGCGGGUUCAACCUGACCAAAUUCAACCGGGUCGUGGGCGACGCUGGCCUCGCCCACUUUGUGUCGUCCCCUCGGUCGAUGUUGGACACGGUGGUGGUUGCAGGCGAGUCGGUGUGGCUAACGUACGCACUGCAAGACCUCGUCCUUCCCCUGACAGAAAAGUACUCGGCUACAUCAUACGUAGCCCCCCUCGCGCCCAAAGCUACCAUCCACCACACAUGCACUGCCGUCAAGUUCACGUCCGACUACAUCAAGUCGUGGGUGUACGUCCGCAUCGCAACGUCCCACCACUCGCAAUGUUCAAUAGCCACGGCCGAGUUUGUCAACAAAAAGCUGUACCAUACUGGUGGAUCACCAACCACCAUCCUGACACGAAUGGCUCAGCUUACGUUUUGGUGGGAGGCGUGUAAUGCCAUGGGGCACCUCACGUUGUUCGGCAACUUCUUUGCACGCAAUUUGCUCACGGCAAGUGACCUGCCACUCCUCGAGCUCGACAGCGUGGGAUACGGCCAUAUGCAAUGGUAUAAUACCAGCACCACCCUUAUUGAAUACCCGUUUCUGUACGCGUCGACUGUACAAACCGAAGUCAGCUGCAUCCCUGCGGUCAUUGAAGGCCUCCGCACGACCGACGCGAAUCUCCUGCCUUGGAUCUUUAGCCCCUAUUGA
This is a messenger RNA of Aphanomyces astaci, 870 nucleotides long. RefSeq lists its product as hypothetical. Bases 1 to 870 code for a protein of 289 amino acids. The transcript has 6 exons. NCBI's taxonomy places the organism in Eukaryota, Oomycota, Saprolegniomycetes, Saprolegniales, Verrucalvaceae. The record is from RefSeq and is a predicted model, not a curated record.